AUGCUAUGGUGGAGCGGAAGUUGCUGUGGCAGCUCAAGGAAAUUGAGCAGUAACACCAGCAAGGAGUUAUCAGAGUUGAUUCACUCUGAAGAAAACAUCCCAGCAAACAAGGACGUUCUUGAAGAGAUCACCCCUCGGCAAUUUGAUGAGCUGGACAAAGCCAUCGAGAUUGCAGAGAUCGAGCAGUAUCUUAGCAGGGUGACCAUCUUCUCUACUCUCAUGCCCAAGGAAAUCUCCAUCCUUGCAAGAUCUCUCAAGCCUUCUACCUUGAGGGAUGGGGAAUAUGUGUACCGCCAGGGUGACGUUGCUGAUGACUUCUUCCUCAUCAUGGGAGGCUCCGUGCAGAAAGUGGUUGAGAGCGGUGAUGGCGAGAAGCCGGGUAUCUCUGUUGGAAAUCCCCUGUUUCACGGUCAAUACUUCGGACAGAAUGCGCUGGCCAUGGCCGGCAGCAAACGAUCUUGCAGCAUGAAAGUUGUUGGCAAGACAGAGCUGCGAUCGAUCAGUCGCGAUGCAUUCGUAAGCAACUUUGGGCCUUUGAGCGACAUUCUUCGAAGAGAUACGAUCUUGUUCGAGAAGUUUCAGACGUACUUCUCCCAAUGA
Messenger RNA from Guillardia theta CCMP2712, 600 nucleotides. RefSeq lists its product as hypothetical. The transcript is spliced from 6 exons. The coding region runs from base 1 to 600 and encodes 199 amino acids. Lineage: Eukaryota; Cryptophyceae; Pyrenomonadales; Geminigeraceae. The record is from RefSeq and is a predicted model, not a curated record.